Molecule: messenger RNA, 2473 nt
Organism: Trematosphaeria pertusa
Lineage: Eukaryota; Fungi; Ascomycota; Dothideomycetes; Pleosporales; Trematosphaeriaceae
Product: Annexin
Exons: 2
Coding region: 22-2064 (680 amino acids)
Cellular component (GO): cytoplasm
Molecular function (GO): calcium ion binding; calcium-dependent phospholipid binding
Source: RefSeq, a predicted model, not a curated record
CCAGGAAGCGAGCCCAUCACCAUGGGCGGCUAUACAGACUUCCCUCCAGAGCAGCGCCCGGGCUACAUGCAGCAGGCGCAAGCAGCAGCGCAGUACCAGUACACUGCGGGCGCACCAGACCCGCGAUCGCCUACCUCGCCGGGCGUCGCAUAUGCGCAGCCGGGCGCUGUACAAUAUGCGACGGGCCAGUAUGCGUACUCCGCUGCUCCAGCGACCCAGGCCGGGCCAACGAGGAACCCGUCGCAAACCGGAGGCUUCCACUAUGCGCCGCAGCCCGAGAAGAUCACAUUUACCGCGAAGCCAGUGGUGCCUACGACGCAGCCGCCGCCCAUACGACAUACAACGCAGCCGACGAACCCGCCGUACCAGGCGCAUCCGCAAUAUGCGAUGCCGCAAGCCCCGGCUCCAGCUCCUCCGCCUCCGCACGCUGCCCAACAAGCAUAUCCGCCGCCGCCCAUGGGAACGCAUUCCCCGCAGCCGUCGCAUCGGAGAGGCGCGUCGCAUUCGGGACCGACAACAUCGUAUGACGGACGUAAAGUGGUUGAGAUGGUACCUGGCGGUGGAGGGAAGCUGAAUGCGCCGCCUUCGCCUGGGUUGCGGCCACACAGCUUGUCAGUGAGCGGAGGAAGACCGGAUGGAUUGACACCACGUAUGGACAGGCUGUCUGUGAGCGGUAACAGGCCGGAUAUCCAGACCAUUGCGCCCGGCGGUAUGCCAGGAGGCUUUCCGGGCGGCGGGCUGCCACCACCAAGCCCCAUGCUCGAAGCAUACCACGGAACAUACCAGUCGAUAUCACCGAUGCCCCAGGCAAUGAUGCUGGACGACGAUCUAGAUCACCUUCCACCGCUGGACAGCCUUUCUCCAAGAGCAUCGAGCUCUUCGGUCCACGGUAGCCGACGUCGCGCGCAUUCUUCUUCACGGCGAUCGCCGAGCCCGCAGCGAAAGUCAAAGCACAAGGAUAAGCUAGCAUUAGAGGCAUAUGGAGGAUAUGGAGGACGCGAUGACCGAGAUGGACGAGACAAGGAGAAGGAGAAGCGCAGAGUGAAGAUCUACGACGCGGAAGAGGACGCACUCGCGCUUGUCGAAGCAAUGGCCGCUCGCACCGUCGACGUGGACACCCUGAUCGACAUCCUCCCCGCCCUCUCGCACGACCAAAUGCUCGAGCUGCGCUCCGAAUACAAGCGGCACUGCAAAGUGCAAGGCCGCGGCAUCAACAUCGCCAAGCACAUCAAGAUGAAGACCAGCGGCAACUUUGGCAAAAUCGCCUACGUCACCGCUUUGGGCAAGUACGAAAGCGAGGGAUACUGGGCAAACUACUGGUACCAGUCCAAUUCCGCACGCCGCGAACUCCUCAUCGAAGCCCUCAUGGGCCGCCAGAACUUCGAGAUCCGUGAGAUCAAGGAUGCGUUUCGCGAUAAGCGGUAUGGGGAUGACCUGAAGCGGUGUAUGGAUAAGGAGCUCAAGGCGGAUAAGUUUCGCAAGGCGGUGCUUAUGGCGCUGGAAGGGGAGAGACAGGAGGAAAGCGAUGCGUGGCCGGCAGAGUAUCGGAAUCGAGAUGUGGAUACGCUGUACAAGGCGCUGAGUGCGAGGGAAGGGGGUGAGAGCGCCAUGUUGAGUGUGGUAGUGCGGAGGAGCGACGCGCAUCUGCGCGAGGUGCUGCGGACGUACGAGAGGAAGUACCAGGGCAAUUUCGCCCGCGAUGCGCUGAGGAAGAGCAACAACCUCGUCGGCGAAGUCAUAGCCCACAUCCUCAACGGCGUCAUCAACCGCCCCGCCCGCGACGCCAUGCUCCUGCACCACGCGCUCAUGGACCUCAUCGAGCCGCCGCCCUCCCCGCGCUCCUCGUCCAGCAAACUCGCCUCCUCGUCCUCCAAGCACGAGCGCCAGCAGCGCUUCGAGCUGCUGAUUAGCAGGCUGGUCCGCCUGCAUUGGGAUCGCUUGCAUUUCAUCCGCGUCAAGGCUGAGUAUGAGGAGAAGUAUGACAGGGUCGUCGAGGAGGAUAUGGAGGAGGCGACCAGGGGCGACUUUAGGGAGUUUUGUCUGGCGCUGUGUCAGACGAGAUAGGUGGAAGGGGAAGGGGAAGGGGGGGGGAUUUGGAAUGGGAUGUAUGGUUUUAAAUGGAUACCCCCGGCUUCGCUUCGAGUCCAUUGGUUUUUCUCUGUUGGGGAUAUGCAUGCAAUGUUUAAAGGCCCCUCUCUAUUGACCUAAGGGUAAGGCGAUGCGUGCGUAGGUCUACCCGGUUGAUUGGCAUCUGAUAGCGCAUCUCAGCUCCAGCCUUCUACUGUAUCAUAAAUGCCGGAUGCUUCACCAACUCAAACCAACUCAACUCAACGCGACUAACUGGCCCUUUGGUCAACCGAGCCUCGCAUACAUAAUCCUUAUCUCACCUCACUUCCCCUCACCUCAUCUCACUUCCUUCAAGCCGACCCGACAAAAAGGAGCAGGAAAAGAAUGUCCUUCCUCGGUUGGUUAG